Molecule: messenger RNA, 3751 nt
Organism: Marchantia polymorpha subsp. ruderalis
Lineage: Eukaryota; Viridiplantae; Streptophyta; Marchantiopsida; Marchantiales; Marchantiaceae
Source: the annotation of a GenBank genome assembly
CGACGUGGAUUUUAGGGUUUGCGGCCGGAGCGGAGGGGCUUUUCUCUCAGAGGGUCCAUCACUCCCUUCCCUCUUUCGGUGCAGCUCGAGCUUCGCCUCGAGAAGGCCUUCCCUCCCUCUACUCCAGCUUGCGCGCGAGUGACAACAAGCUCUAGCGAAUCUGCGGUCUGACAGUCGCAGCCAUGGCGUCCCGAUUUUGGACUCAAAAUAGUGACAGUGAGAGCGAUGAAGAGGAGAACUCCGAUGUUGAGGAUCAGGAAGGACCCUCCGGAGGAGAUGAGAGGGGCGGAAGUGGAGCCGCUGCCUCGAAUCCCUACCUGCAGGGUAAUCCCAGUGAUAGCGACGAAUCCGAUGACCAGAGGCGGCCUGUGCGGUCUGCCAAGGACAAGCGAUUUGACGAAAUGGCCCUGACAGUGGAGCAGAUGAAGAACUUUAUGAAAAUCAAUGACUGGGUGAGCCUUCAGGAAAGUUUUGAGAAGGUGAAUAAACAGUUGGAGAAGGUCAUCAGGGUAACAGAGACAGAGGCAGCACCUCGCCUGUACAUUAAGGCCCUUGUCAUGCUAGAAGACUUUCUGGCUCAAGCCCUGGCAAACAAGGAUGCCAAAAAGAAGAUGAGCAGCAGCAAUGCGAAAUCUUUGAACUACAUGAAGCAAAAACUCAAGAAGAACAACAAACUCUAUGAAGCAGAGAUCGAGAAGUACCGCGCCAAACCAGAGUCCGAGGAGGAAGUUGAACAGGAGGAAUCGGAUGAAGAGGAUUUGGAUUCAGGUGGCGAAUCUGGAGAGGAGUUCGAUAAGGAUGACGACUCUGUGUCAGGCGAGGAAGAGGAAGAAGAAGGGGAAGGUGACGAAGGUGGGUGGCAGAAGAAGAGGAGUAAGAAAGAUAAGCUGAUGGACAAGCAGUUCAUGAAAGAUCCCAGUGAAAUCUCAUGGGAUAUGGUUGACAAGAAGCUCAAGGAAAUCAUAGCAGCUCGUGGUAGGAAGGGUACCGACCGAGCUGAGCAGGUUGAACAGCUGACUUACCUCUCCCGCGUGGCCAAAACGCCCGCCCAGAAGCUUGAGGUCAUGGUCCACGUGGUUUCCGCUCAGUUUGAUGUCAACCCUAGCUUAAACACUCACAUGCCGAUUCCUGUUUGGAAGAAGACUGUACAGAAUGUUCUCUCAAUUUUGGAUGUUUUUGCGGCAUAUCCUAACAUUGUGAUGGACGAGAACGUGGAACCAGACGCGGAGAAUGAAACCCAAAAGGACAAGGAUUUUGAGGGUCCGAUCCAUGUCUGGGGCAAUGUCGUUGCGUUUCUGGAAAGACUUGACGAUGAGCUGUUCAAGAGUCUGCAAUGCAUCGAUCCACACACCAAGGACUACGUAGAGAGGUUACGCGAUGAACCCCUUUUCAUGGUUCUGGCCCAGAAUAUUCAAGAUUAUGUAGAGCGAAUUAAUGACAUGAAGUCUGCGGCUAGAGUUGCUUUGAGGAGAGUCGAACAUGUUUACUACAAACCCCAGGAGGUUUACGAGGCCAUGAGGAAAUUGGCUGAGAUUCAAGCCCGUCCUGAAGCGGUGGUCGAAAAUGAGGCCGCCGGAGAAGCAGAUGAAGACUUGGACGAAGAAGGUAAGAAUAUCAAGCUCCCUGAGGAUGUGAAGGGUCCACCUGCGUUUGUCAUCAUUCCGGAGGCAGUUCCCCGCAGACCAACCUUCCCUGAUCACAGUAGGGGUCUAAUGGAUCAGCUGGUUGGAACCAUCUACAAGUUUGGUGACGAGAGGACCAAGGCCAGGGCCAUGCUUUGCGACAUAUACCACCAUGCCAUCUCAGAUGAGUUCCACACUGCCAGGGAUCUUCUUUUGAUGAGUCAUCUGCAAGACAGUGUACAACAUAUGGAUGUUUCUACACAGAUUUUGUUCAACCGUGCGAUGGCCCAACUUGGACUCUGUGCUUUCCGAGCCUCCUUGGUUACUGAAUCGCACGGAUGUCUUUCCGAGCUAUAUGCUGGGGGUCGCGUCAAGGAGUUAUUGGCUCAAGGGGUUUCUCAGAGCCGUUACCAUGAGAAGAACCCAGAACAGGAGAAGCUCGAGCGGAGGAGGCAAAUGCCUUUCCACAUGCACAUCAACUUGGAGCUUCUCGAAGCUGUUCAUUUGAUUUGCGCAAUGCUGUUGGAGGUGCCCAAUAUGGCGGCCAACGCUCAUGAUAUCAAGCGCAAGGUGAUCAGCAAGCCAUUCCGUCGUCUGCUAGAUAUCAAUGAGAGGCAGACUUUCACCGGUCCACCGGAGAACGUUCGUGACCAUGUCAUGGCUGCCACACGGGCCCUCGGUAAAGGAAACUGGCAGAAAGCUGUGGAGGUGAUUGAAGGCCUCGAUGUGUGGAAGCUGCUGCCCAAGAAGGAGCUUGUUCUGCAAAUGUUGAAGGCCAAGAUCCAAGAGGAGGGACUGAGAACCUAUCUUUUCACCUUCUCAUCUUACUACGACUCAUUGAGCCUGGAUCAGCUUAUGAUCAUGUUUGAUCUCCCCGAAGCGCAGGUUCACAGCAUCAUCAGCAAGAUGAUGAUUGCUGAAGAGCUGCAUGCUAGUUGGGACCAACCCACCCGUAGCAUUGUUACUCACAACGUUGAGCCUUCCAGACUCCAAGCUCUUGCAGCUCAGUUUGCCGAGAAGUUAACGGUGCUCGUUGAGAGCAACGAGAGGGCAUUGGACGCGAAGACCGGAGGCGGCAUGGACGGUCUGCCCACGAAGAGGAGGAACGAAGGUCAAGGUGAUUAUGCCGGGGCCACAUCUGGCAGACAGAGGAAUGAGAACUAUGGAGGAGGCGGUGGAUACGGUGGAGGCCGCGGUGGUGGAUAUGGUGGAGGACGUGGUGGCGGUUAUGGUGGAGGCGGUAGAGGCGGGCAGAGAAACCAAGGCGGAGGUGGUGGUGGUGGAAACUACUACAACCGCGACCAACGAGGCUUCAACCAGGGAGGUGGUAGGGGUGGUACCUCAUACUCUUCCGGAUACCAAAGUACACGUUAUCAAGACGCUUACAGCAGUGUUGGCAGGACCCCCUACCAGACUGGACCUGCCUCUGCAGGAGGUGCCAACCGUAAUACACCGGCUGAUAGUGGUCGUAUGGUAUCUUUAAGCCGGGGUGGUCGUUUCGGUUAGACGUUGGAUUAGGUGUGCCCUUUCUAACUACUGUUAGAAUCUAGCAUAGGUCAUUGUCAAUCAGUCCCACCUUGUUGAUUAGUCGCUUUUGUAAAAAAAGGUAAGUACUAUUCACUGCCUACAAAUUUUGAAUGUGGGAUUUGAAUGUGUCCUAAAACUUUGAAAUAUAGCCGUUUAUUCUUACCAUCUGGUAGUUUUUCCUUUGCCCGGUUAGAGAGCUACGUUUUCGUUGAUUUUGAAGGAGUGUUUAUGGGUCUGGUUCUUUUAGUCGAAGGGUCAUCUUCUUUCCUUGAUAUGUCUUCCACCUCAUGUGCCAUCCAACGCAAUCCUUCUUAUUUAUGCUCCCAGCUUAUAUUUAUUCCCAAAUAGACUGAAUCUUCCUGCAUGUAGAGUUGAGGUCCUCACUUCAGUUAUAGACACUGAUUGUGGCUUCAGUUUCGAUGCUAGUUGCUCUGGGAUCACUGGAAAAUAUUUGUAUCCGGCCCAUUGUACUUUGGACACACUGUGUGAUAGAUCUGAAUACCCUGAACUCUUUGCUGUUACCACUCCCGGGUGUUAGAUCUUCUUGGGGUGGAUAACUCAUUAUGCAGUAAAGUCCUCUUUUUCGUAUUUGCAUGAACGUC